This is a messenger RNA of Sparassis crispa, 564 nucleotides long. RefSeq lists its product as hypothetical. NCBI's taxonomy places the organism in Eukaryota, Fungi, Basidiomycota, Agaricomycetes, Polyporales, Sparassidaceae. The record is from RefSeq and is a predicted model, not a curated record. The transcript has 2 exons. Bases 1 to 564 code for a protein of 187 amino acids.
AUGCUGCCAGCAUUACUGAAGGAGUUGUUCAGAGAGGCUGUGACAGAAAGCGAAGGUGAUCGGCUGAUACAUAUUCUCAAGGGCAAGAAGUUCAAAGGCGGCCUCCUGCAGCUCGAACUCACUUUGGACCGGGUGACUUUCGACGUCCACGCGACUCGAAACGAUGUAUUCGUCUUUAAUGCGGUGAAAUUCGUGCCAAAGACAGCGAUAGUGAAGCUCAUUCUAUUCUGUGUUGACUUCGAACCAGCUGCAGGCACAUGUGUGAUCGUUAUACAGGGCAAGCAAUGCGGCCUCAUCGGUGUCGUGCAUUCAGUCAUUAAUGGACAGGCUAUGCUAACCAAUCUCUACCACGAGAAGUUGGAUGACGAACUUUCAUCUCUCAUGCUACCUGUAACUCAGUUACACCCCCUUUGGGCAGUUGGCGAUGCGGUCAAAGUUAAGACGGGCCUCCAUGCGGGCUUGGAAGGGCAAGUGAUUGCCAUGGAUGAUUUCGAUGUCACGAUUGUUCACGCGAACAAAGUCGAGCAUGUAUGUUCUACGUACGACAAUGCUUCCAAGUACUGA